Molecule: messenger RNA, 2535 nt
Organism: Sarcophilus harrisii (Tasmanian devil)
Lineage: Eukaryota; Metazoa; Chordata; Mammalia; Dasyuromorphia; Dasyuridae
Gene: SGK2
Product: serum/glucocorticoid regulated kinase 2
Exons: 13
Coding region: 479-1567 (362 amino acids)
Biological process (GO): protein phosphorylation
Molecular function (GO): ATP binding; protein serine/threonine kinase activity
Source: RefSeq, a predicted model, not a curated record
CCCUCGCUGCUUUGCCUCCCCCAACCCUGUCAUUACUGAACUUCCAGCAGCAGGUCCGCCCCAAUGGGGCAAGUGGGUUGGCGAUGGGUGUGUUGUAACAGCUGGGGAAAGGAGGCAAAGGUGAGCGAGUUGUGGCCCAGCUGGUCACUCCCGGGGCUUCUGCUGGCUGUUUAUUACACAAAAGAGAAACUCCUUAAAUCGCUGCUCCAGCUCACAGGUUCCCACCACUGGCUUCUGUUGUAAUCUGGGGACCGAUCUUUCCUCGGAGACUGGCCGAAAACUGAUUUGCUCGUCAUUUUCCGUUGAUUUUUAAUGCUAAGUUAUUGGGGGAAAUGUAGGUAUGCACACAAUAGGUUUCUUCUGUUUGUCAGCUCCUGACAAUUGCUUGGCUCUGAAGAAUUUACAGACCAAAGAGACUGGAAGAGGGCAGGCAAAGGAUUCUACAGAUUUUCAGUGCUGACAGAUUUGCUGUUUUACAAUGGAUCCUUCUGCAAGUACUAGCCUCCAGACCUCAACACCCAAUGGAAAUAUCAAUUUAGGACCAUCAGCAAAUCCAAAUGCCAGGCCAACAGACUUUGACUUCCUGAAAGUCAUUGGAAAAGGGAGCUAUGGAAAAGUUCUCUUGGCCAAACACAAAUCUGAUGGGAAAUUUUAUGCUGUAAAAGUCUUACAGAAGAAAUCUAUCUUGAAAAAGAAAGAGCAAAAUCACAUCAUGGCAGAGCGCAAUGUACUCCUAAAGAAUGUGACACAUCCUUUCCUGGUGGGUCUCCGCUAUUCCUUUCAAACUUCAGAGAAGCUCUAUUUUGUCUUAGACUACGUCAAUGGAGGAGAGCUCUUCUUCCACUUGCAGCGGGAGCACUGCUUCCUAGAACCUCGGGCUCGAUUCUAUGCUGCUGAGGUGGCCAGUGCUAUUGGCUACCUGCAUUCUCUGAACAUCAUUUACAGGGAUUUGAAACCUGAGAACAUACUCUUGGAUUGCCAGGGACAUGUUGUGUUGACUGAUUUUGGACUUUGUAAAGAAGGAAUGGAACCAGAAGAAACCACAUCCACUUUCUGUGGCACUCCUGAGUAUUUGGCUCCUGAAGUAUUGAGAAAACAACCUUAUGACCGAACAGUAGACUGGUGGUGUUUGGGGGCUGUUCUUUAUGAGAUGCUCUGUGGCUUGCCACCUUUUUAUAGUCGAGAUGUUUCUGAAAUGUAUGAGAACAUCCUUCACAAGCCUCUCCAGAUCCAGGGAGGCAAGACAGUGGCAGCCUGUGACGUUCUUCAUGGUCUUCUCCAAAAAGACCAGAAGAAAAGACUGGGUGCCAAAGAAGACUUUCUUGAGAUAAAGAAUCAUGUCUUCUUCAGCCCAAUAAACUGGGAUGACUUAUACCACAAGAGACUUACUCCUCCUUUCAACCCAAAUGUGGUGGGGCCAGCUGAUUUAAGACACUUCGACCCAGAAUUCACUAAGGAAACAAUUUCCAGUUCUAUUGGACGCACACCGGAUUUAACAGCCAGCAGCUCUGGGGCUUCCAGUGCAUUCUUAGGAUUUUCUUAUGCACCUGGGGAUGAGAAUUUUUAAAACUGCUAAUAAGCCCAGGCAUCAUUGCUGAAAAGGUGCUUGUGUUAUCUAUCUUUUGAGUUGAAUUAUACUGUCCUAAAAUGGAAGAUAUGAUGAGAAUUACUGUACAUGUCCCAAUUUUUUCAUGCUGACCAUAUAGCAUUCUUAGGUGCUACAUCAGAAUGGUAUUCAUUUGAUGGAAUAAAACUAACAGGAAGGGGAAAAGGAACAGAGAAAGAGAGAAAGGAAGGAAGGAAGGGAAAAGGGUAAGAUGGGGUAAUGUCGUCUACUAAAAUUGGCUCCUACCUUAGUUGUAGUGGUAGUGGUGGAGUACCACCAUGGUCUGUAGUCCAUUUUUGAAACUUACCUUUGUCAGUUCCUAUAAUGGUGGUCAAGUACUGGAAGACUGAUGCAUAAGACACUCAUUUAUAAAUCAGGAACCAAUCUAUUAAAAUAAAAUGGAAGGUAUAUCUGGCCUCAAACCCAGUAAUGGUUAGUUUUAGAUAAUACCUUUAAAUGAGUGAAUUCAAAGAAUCUUGAAAUAAUUUGGAAUUAUUCAAAGGUUAUUACUUUUUGACCCAAUAAUUUUAUUAUUGGGUAUAUACCUCAAGGAGAUAAGGACAGAAAGGAUAGUAGCAGUUUUUGUAGUGACAAACUGGAAAUGAGAUAAGUGCCUAUUCAUUGUGGAGUAGUAGAAUAAAUUGUGAUAUGUGCAUAAAGUGGAAUAGUACAUUUAAGAAAUAAUGGAUAUGAAGAAUUCAGGGAAACUUAGAAAGAUUUUAAAGAACUGAUACGAUUAAAAUAAAUUGAACCAAGAGAACAUUAUACACAAAGACCAUAACAAUAUAAAUGACAACAACUGUAAAAGACAUCACAACUGAAAAUAAUGAAAAGGCUAGUUUGCGAUGCCAAAGAACUGUUAAUGAAACAUAUCUCUUUCCUCUCACAGAGAUAUAGUUUCAACAGGUGUGGACUGAGGUCUAUAUUGU